UUGGGUAACCGGGUUUUGGAAACCGAGGCGGAGUGAGACCUCCUGCUGCCGGGGCUCUGACAGCUGCUGUCACGGAGGACAUUUUGAGCUGCUCGGUGCUCUCGGUUAUUUCGGGUCUGACACGGAGGCGAGUGGAACCCGAACCCGGCAGCGAGCUGCGGAGGAACAGGCGACGACCAGGGAACAGCGUGUGUGAAGCUUAGCUCGUUAGCUUAGCGCCCCCAGAGCCAGCACGACCCUAGAUGCUAGUGCGCUAGCGUCCCGGCCUGCCCCUCUCCGCGGACCCCCCCACACACCAUGGCGUUAAAACGAAUCUCCAAGGAGCUCACGGACCUGUCCAGAGAUCCUCCGGCUCAGUGCUCGGCCGGACCGGUCGGAGAAGACAUGUUUCAUUGGCAAGCUACUAUAAUGGGGCCUACUGACAGUGCGUACCAGGGGGGAGUAUUUUUCCUCACUAUUCAUUUCCCUACAGAUUAUCCCUUCAAACCACCCAAGGUCGCCUUCACAACCAGAAUCUAUCACCCAAACAUCAACAGUAACGGCAGCAUCUGCCUGGAUAUACUGAGAUCCCAGUGGUCUCCAGCAUUAACAAUCUCUAAAGUCCUUUUGUCCAUUUGUUCUCUGCUCUGCGACCCGAACCCCGACGACCCGCUGGUGCCAGAGAUCGCCCGCAUCUACAAGACCGACCCGGUCAGGUACAACAAGACAGCUCAGGACUGGACGAAUAAAUACGCCAUGUGAUCCUCCUGUCACUCACUGCUGGAAUAAACUGUUGGAUUUUCUCACAAGGCCACGCCCCCUCCAUCAGACAGCCACCGCCAUUUGUUUGUGUUAUUUUUCCCCGUCCUCGGGCUUAAUGGUUAAAAUCCUGGGUUUGACGUUUGUCUGCUUGGUGAAGGCCGAGGACUCUGAGCUGUGAAUGUGCCAAUCAAAGAGUGGACUCACUGUAAACCACUGAAGACCAACUGCUACACACCGUAGAGCCGCAGGAGAAUAAUAAUAUAAUAAUAACUUAAUGCAUGUCAGUGAUUGGUUCAUGUGCUGCUGAGAACAGUCCACUUUAAAACAAAAAAAAGAUUUGACAGAGUUUGUUCUGUUAUUUGGUUUUAGUGACGAGCCGUUAGCUCCGCCUCCUCCUCACUGUUCCUUUUUGCACUGAAGAUGAAACUCGACGGCUGAUUGGUCAACGAAUCGCUCUGUGAUGAGUUUUUUUCUCAAUAAAGUUGAAGUUGUUUAUGUUG
This is a messenger RNA of Pleuronectes platessa (European plaice), 1241 nucleotides long. RefSeq names its product ubiquitin-conjugating enzyme E2 D2. Gene Ontology annotation, molecular function: ubiquitin conjugating enzyme activity. Gene Ontology annotation, cellular component: nucleus. The record is from RefSeq and is a predicted model, not a curated record. NCBI's taxonomy places the organism in Eukaryota, Metazoa, Chordata, Actinopteri, Pleuronectiformes, Pleuronectidae. Gene Ontology annotation, biological process: ubiquitin-dependent protein catabolic process; protein polyubiquitination. Bases 298 to 741 code for a protein of 147 amino acids. The transcript is spliced from 7 exons.